Gopherus flavomarginatus (Mexican gopher tortoise) is the source of this 2778-nucleotide messenger RNA. Its product is annotated as zinc finger protein 79-like. The transcript has 2 exons. The record is from RefSeq and is a predicted model, not a curated record. Bases 24 to 905 code for a protein of 293 amino acids. NCBI's taxonomy places the organism in Eukaryota, Metazoa, Chordata, Testudines, Testudinidae.
CAGUGACCUUGCUGGGUGAUGAGAUGGUGUGUGAGAACAAGGAGAAUCCCCAGCAAGAAGAUGCUGAGCAAGUAGAACUACCUGGGAUGUUAUCAGGAAUAUCCAAAGGGAAAGUUUCCAGGAGUUGUGCACUCCCAGAAAAAGCAAAAGCCUGUGAGACUAAGCACAGGCCAGAGGAAAACUUCAGUAGCUACUCAGACCUUAUUACACUUGAGAGCAUCAACUUGGAAGAGACACGCUACACAGGCCAUGAGUGUGGGAAAAGCUUCAAUGAGAGCUCAGACCUUCUCACACAUCAGAGAAUCCACAGUGGAGAGAAACCCUAUAUGUGCUCUGAGUGUGGGAACAGCUUCAGUCGGAGCUCACAACUUAUCAGACAUAGGACCAUCCACACAGGAGAGACACCCUACACAUGCUCUGAGUGCAGGAAAAGGUUCAAUCGGAACUCAAGCCUUGUUAGACAUCAGAAAACCCACACAGGAGAAAAACCCUACAAGUGCUCUGAGUGUGAGAAACGCUUCAGUUAUAACUCAGUCUUCAUCUGGCAUCAGCGAAUCCAAACAGAAGAGACACCCUACGCAUGCUCUGUGUGUGGGAAAAGCUUCAACCAGGGCUCAAGCCUUAUUAGACAUCAGCAAAUCCAUGCUGGAUGGACACCCUACACAUGCUCGGAGUGUGGGAAAUGCUUCAUGGCUCAUUCAGCCCUCAACACACAUGAGAGAAUCCACACAGGAAAGAGACCUUACAUGUGCUCUGUGUGUGGGGAAAGCUUCAAUCAGAGCUCAAACCUUAUCAGACAUCGGACAAUCCACAUAGGAGAGACACCGUACAUGUGCGCUAAGUGUGGGAAGAGUUUUAAGCAGAGCUCUUCCCUGAUCACACAUCAGACAAUCCACACAGGGUAGGUGCCCUACACAUGCUCUGAGUCUGGGGAAUGCUUCAGUUUUAGCUCAGCUCUCAUCAGAGAAUCCGCAGUGGAGAGACGUCCUACACGUGCUGUGAGUGUGGGAAAAGCUUCAGUCGGAGCUCAAACCUUGUUAGACGUAAGAAAAUCCACAUAUGAGAGAAUUGUAAUAAAUGCCUUGAUUCCUGCUGGCCAAAGAUUGUUUUUAAAAAAAUCACAAUUGCGAAUUCCCACAGAGCGACCUUUGCACCAUCUUCACCGUGGUCUCUCAGCUCUCCUAGAUGAGUUCCCUGCUUCUGCCUUUUGCAGCUCCCUGUUCUUUAUUCCCCAUCACUAUCCCAAUCCCCCUGUUGUUCAGUUGGUUAGGUCAAUAUUUUUUCUAAAGGGCUGAGAAGACUAGUCUCUAGUAAAUGGCUUGAAACUAAGCAAAAUACCCGUGCAUUUGACUAUCAAAGCAGUUGUGGCCCAGGCCCUGCAGGAGGUGACUCCUGAAGAGAUCGCCUUCCUAAUCAGGUGCAUGUUGCCUAUUAUUUGGGAAAUGCAAUUCCUAUCUAGUUAGGGAUGGGGGAAAUGGAAGGGAUGUUUCUGUUCAGCUCACCCGUGGGAGAUGCUACAAAUAUGUAGAAAAUGAAAUCUGUGUUGAAUGUGACAUAGCUGCAGAAAGAGACCUAUUUUCAAUAGAUACCUGACAUUUGGUGCUUUACAGGGAUUCUAAGCCUCACCUGAAUUUAGUCCCUAAUUUAAAUCUGUGCCACCAGAUUAAAGAAAUAAAAGGGCAUAUUUGGGGGAGUUAUAUCUCACUAUCACUAUUGAUACGUUGUGUAGUUGGUGAAGAAUUCUACACCAGAGACGUGUAAAAUUACUCUAAGAAAGGUCAAAGAUUUGACAAGAAUUCAGGUAGAAAUUGUAGGUUUUGGUUUUCACCCUAGAGAUGGAAGCUAUGGUGACCUGUGGCCCAGGUAAACUAUUUUUCGAACGCUGCACCCUAGUUAAGUGGCAUUAGUCACACUCCUAGAGGAUACCAUGAUUAAAUUGGGAACAACUGUCUUUUACCAUCUGGCUCCAAAGUUUCAUGAAGCACAGAGAGAAACAGCUGAUUCCUUCAGAGACAUUCCACGCCUCUGGGUCCCAAUCUGGCUGCCUUGUUGGACAAGAAGCACUUCCAUGCUGGGCAAAUGAUGGUAGCCAAUGAGGGAAUGUAUCAGAUUCCAAGUUCAGACUGCAGGAUACAUGAAUGCUGAGUCCUGACUCCAUGGUUUGGUCUCUUAGUUUUGCUAUUAAGUUUUAUGCAUUUGUAUCACUUCUCCACCUGCUGCUACUUUGAAAGAUUAGAAAAUGUGAAAAUAGAGCACAAGUGUUUUUUUCUCAUGAUGCAACCUUCCCAAGUAGCGUGAGAGCCCUUCCACCUACACUUGUGGGAGAAGACCCAGGGCAAAAUGAACUCACAUAAGUGGAAGGCUCUUCGGUUAUUGUAGAAUGUGACUUCACACAAAACUCAAUGGUGGAAAUGGGAAUUAAGAGAAAACUGCCCUAUAGGUUUAUAUUUUGUAAUCUUUGAAUAAGUUGUUACCAGCGACAAUGAAAUUAAACAUGAAGUUAAUUAGUGUAAAGUAAGAGGCUGAUUAUGUGAUAACUUUCAGUGUUACAAUAUAAUUCAGAUUUUCUUCUAGUUCUCUCCCCACCCCUCCUACUAUAUCGAAAAUGGUGGCUAAUCCUGAAAAGUAAAACCUCACUCCAAAGAAAUUAGAGUGGAGGAACAUGUGAGAGAAAUAGUAUGUAUGAAAAUAGACCCCUAGUGUAGACUGUAAUUAUAUCUAUUUCAAAUGGAAUUUAUUUUGAUAAACUUUAAAAUAAAUAUUCUGUGAAGAGGAAAA